AUGAAUCAGAAUAUUAAUGCAUUAACGUUAGAUUCCUUACCAGUGGGAUUGAGAUUCCGUCCAACAGACGAGGAGUUAGUCCGUUUCUAUCUCCGCAGUAAAAUCAACGGCCACGACUACAACGUCAAAGCUAUCCGAGAGAUCGAUAUCUGCAAAUGGGAACCUAGGGAUUUACCUGUUAUUGCUUUUUUUGGUCGAACAUUGCUGGUCGAGGAUGUGAUGUUGUUAAUGUUCACAUAA
Messenger RNA from Eruca vesicaria subsp. sativa (arugula), 240 nucleotides. NCBI's taxonomy places the organism in Eukaryota, Viridiplantae, Streptophyta, Magnoliopsida, Brassicales, Brassicaceae. The record is from the annotation of a GenBank genome assembly.